Dreissena polymorpha is the source of this 1529-nucleotide messenger RNA. Its product is annotated as deleted in malignant brain tumors 1 protein-like. The transcript has 6 exons. Lineage: Eukaryota; Metazoa; Mollusca; Bivalvia; Myida; Dreissenidae. Bases 8 to 1345 code for a protein of 445 amino acids. The record is from RefSeq and is a predicted model, not a curated record.
CGACUGCAUGUGGCUACUCGACUCGGGCACGUUGGGCCAAGGCAUCCUGAUGUAUUCAAACCUGCUCGAUGUAACGUGCAAUGACGGUGUCACCAUUCACAACGGACAGUCCACCUCUGAUUCGACACUGAUGAACAAUUACUGCGGAAACAACAAAGUGACCGGCGAAUACACGUCCACUAACCGGUACGCGCUGGUCAGACUGCGCACGGACGCCUCGACUGCCGGAAAGGGGUUCUCCAUGACCUACAUGUCGGCACCAGACACAUCUGGUUCCGGUUGCACCGCCACUGAAACGCUUACAGCGACCACGUCAUCGCAUUAUCUCACGUCACCAGACUUCCCGGCGCCGUACCCAGUUGACAGCGACUGUCGGUGGCGUAUCCAGGCCUCCAGCGAGAACUCGAAGGUCUAUCUCGAGAUUCUGUUCAGCUACAUAGAGGAGGACGGCGAAACCUGCGACUACGACCAUCUAACAAUAUACGACGGGGCUUACAUUUGCGAGCAUAACUUCCUGCUGACCCAGUGCCCGGCACGGACCGUAGUCGGAACCAGUAACCGGAACUUCACUUCCACUGACGACGCGAUGACGGUAAUCUUCUCGUCCGACGCCUCCAUUGUGCGUAUCGGGUUCAUAAUAAAGUACUUUGAGGUGACGGGGGAGACGACGACGACGGCGGCAACAACAAUUACCACGACAGCGGCAUCGUCUUCGUCCACGACUUCCGUUGCGACCACAACUUUCGAAACGACGACUUCGCCGUCUGCAUGCUGCGCAUGCACAGCGACACCUGAGGAAACGACAACGACCACAGCCUCAACUAUGACUACUGCUUCAAUGCCUGACACAACUACAACUGUAAUCAGCACCACUGUAAUGUAUUCUGGAAACUGCACGUGUCCAUCCACGGCUGCAUCGGGAACUACCGCCCGUGAAUCCACCACCGACAGCGUACUGUCCGGACAAACAUCAUCUCAAGACGUGGAGACUGACUCGCUAUCAGAUUCUGACAUAUAUCUACUCGUCGGCUGUGCCGUUGGCGGGUUAGUUGUUGGCGCCGGCACCAUCGGCCUUGUGUGGGCUGUCAAGGCCCGACAGGUUGCACUAAAAGGCAUGUCAACCGUCGCUGACAUCAGGAUCCCACCGGAACCACACGCUGCCGCCGAUACACCUGGGUCUAGCAAGAGUGCCCCAGUGGGCAAGACUUCCGGCAAGGUCGGCGCCAUAGGGAAAAACCCAGCUAUAAUUCGCGAUAAAGCGUUGCCCAACUCCGUUCCGUCGAAGAGGAAACCACAGGCCCAAGUCGUCCAGUCGCUAAGGAAUGACGCCUCGCUGAGUGUAUGAGCGUGAACUGAGACGCUGAGAUAUGACGCUUCGCUGAGUGUAUGAGCGUGAACUAAGACGCUGAGAUAUGACCCCUAGUAUGUAAUCAAGGACUAUUUUCAUUAACUCUUGACACAUUUACAGACGAACCUUGUUUUGUAAACGCAUCAAUGGAUAUAUUGCAGUAUAUAUUAUCAUAACCUAU